UGUUCAUAUCUUAUUCGAUUUCCGAAUGAUAAUGGUUCUGCCCCCUUAAUCAUUAUAUGAUUAUUGAUUAUUCAUACUAUCAUAUGUAUAUUUAGUGGAUUAAGAUCGAGUAUCUACAUCAAGGUCUAGAUUUACAUGCUAGAAAACAUGUCCUAGAUCUUCUUUAUUUGAUUGAUUAGAAAGUACUAUCUCUCUUUUUAUUUAUUUAUUUAUUUAUUUAUUUUAUUUAACCCAAUUAUUACGUGUGUGUGUGUGUAACUUUUAUUUCUGACAAUAAUUAAUACCUCAUAGUUCAUAUUCUAGAUUGAAACCCAAACCCUUUAUAUAUUAUAUACUUUUUUUUUUGAUAGCAUAUACAUUAUAUACUUUUGUGUUAGUGUUAUUGUUCUAAAUAAGUGUGAAUACUCCGGUACACAUACUACGCUGAUAUGUACUGGUACACGGCUUAGGUGAAUGAUUGUGAUUGAUCCUCAAAUAAUAUUAAUAUAGAAAAAUCAAUAAAUACUAUUUGUAAACCGAUCAGAAUCAUCCACCUUAACAAACGUACAUGUACAUAUUCACAUAAUAUGUCUACCAGAAAAUUCACCUGAAGGAGGGUAGCAAGCUUAUUUUGUGCUAUCAAAUACUACAUGGAUCCAACUUGACUACUUUCCCACUAAAGCUAAAUAAACAUAGCCACCUGCACCAUUACGGCAUUACGUCUCUCAUCUCUCUCUCUCUCUCGUCAAAAUAAAUACAUGCGAUUCUAAAUUAACCACUUUAUUUCAUUAAUUUCUUUUUUCUUUUUAAGACAAAUGAUAGAAAUCUAAUAUCUUCAACUAUGAAGCACGAUGAUCUCUAUAAUUAGGUGUGUCCGACACUUGUACUAUACGUUUCGGAUAAGUGUCCAUUUUUUUUUUUAUUCUACUUUUCUUAGAAACAUAUUAGACAUAUCUACAAGAGAUUAAAAUGUGUCGAAACAGUCCCGUUAGUUUAGCUCAGUUAACUGGGGCAUUGCAUUAUAUAUGCAGGGGGCUGGGGUUCGAACCCCGGUCAUCCCACUUAUCCAUCUUACAGGUGGAAUUUUUAGCCACUAGGCUACUUGAUCAAAAAAAAAAAUGUGUCGAAACAAUAAUGAUAAUCAAUAAGAGAUUAAAAACAUUACAUUUUAAUUACAAUAUUCUUAGCUUUUCAAUAAGUGAUUAAAUAAAAGGUCAAAUACAAGCAUUUUGACAUUACACGCAAAUUUAUAUAUUUUGAUUUUCAUUUUAAAUCUUUUAUACAUAUAUAGCUGUGUGUGUCGGAGUCCGUGCUUUAUAGGUCUGCAGCCCUUCAUUGAUCAAUAUUGCUUCGACACAUCUUCAACUAUUGAAAAAAAUUUAGGACAAUUGUCUUAGUUUAUCUAACAUAUGUCGUACGAGAUUUGGAUACCGAUCCAAAGGGUGUCGAAGCGAAGAAAAAAUUUAAAUUUAUUAAUUGAGACACUUGUCUGAAAUGUCCGACUGGCUUUGAAGCAACUCAUAUAACAAAUCAAUUGUUUUCUUUGAAGUUAUUAAAUCACACUAUAAGCAGUAAACCAUGUUACUCCACCCUUGGGAUUCAAACACCUUUUCCUUGUCUUGGGUUGAGCCCAAUGAUUUUAUAAGUAAUUCAAUAGAGAGCUUCAGUAUUAAGAAUGUUGUUACCAGAGAGUCAUUGAAUAAAUCCAUUUCCUUCUCAAAGACUAACGAUGAAGAGAUACCAAAGCUUAAAGAUGUUCUCCAAAUUAUCAAAGGGCCUUAAAUAUGGUAUACCCGUAUCUGCUGCCUUAUACUUAGCUGCAUACCUCGAUGCUUACAUUAAACACCGAAACUCUCAUAAGUUAAUUAGUUGGGCAAGAGGAUGCAAUUAUCCCCCGGACGUGUCUGUUAUCAAUCAAGAUAUAUCCGAUCUUCCGCAAGCAGUCGAUUGGAGACAGCUGGGGGCUGUUACCGAUGUUUCCAAUCAAGGAGACUUCCGGACUUGCUUUGCUUUUAGCUCGGUUGAAGCCGUGGAAGGAGCUCAUCAAAUCAUAUCAGGAGAGCUGGUAAAACUAUCAGCUCAAGAAAUUCUAGAUAAUUGGGAAACAGAUUAUAGUUCCGGGGGGAGCGUGCAAAAAGCGUUUGAUUACAUCAAACAGAAUGGCAUCAGAUUAAGCUCCGAUUACCCUUAACUCCUGGAUCCGAAUUAAUGACCGGAUAAUAAGCACAGGAAAGAAGUCCACAUGAUCCUGCGGGGCUACCUUGGUUUCUCUCCAGAUAUAUGUAUCCAUUUUCCCCCAUGUCUCCCCAUAGGUGUUCUUACAUAUCCAAUACUUUCCAUCCUCCGAUUCGUCAUACCCAACAACAAGUAGCGAGUGCGAAUCUGGUUUAUACCAUGGCAGACCAUGUUUGAAGACACCCCCAUGUAAUACUUGAAUCUAAGGCCAAUUACAACGCUAACAACUACGGGCUAAAGACCUUAGAUAAAAAAGGUAAAGAGCGAAUUUUCAUCAACGGUUACAAAAUAUUGCAGCCAGACUAUUAUGAUGAGAUUUCACUUAUGCGGGCUGUUGCGAAACAGCCCGUAGUUGUUAGCGUUGUAAUUGGCCUUAGAUUCAAGUAUUACAUGGGGGGUGUCGUCUGCCAUGGUAUAAACCAGAUUCGCACUCGCUACUUGUUGUUGGGUAUGACGAAUCGGAGGAUGGAAAGUAUUGGAUAUGUAAGAACACCUAUGGGGAGACAUGGGGGGAAAAUGGAUACAUAUAUAAUCUGGAGAGAAACCAAGGUAGCCCCGCAGGAUCAUGUGGACUUCUUUCCUGUGCUUAUUAUCCGGUCAUUAAUUCGGAUCCAGGAGUUAAACAUGCAAUUGAAGAAGCUGAAAGCAUGAUAGAAAAGGUUUCUAGUCCUCAAUUUCAUUCAAGCCAAGCUUUUGAGGGAGUAAAGAGAUCUCCAGGACCCAUUUUUAGCUCAACAGGAGUCAUUGACAAGAUACGGAAUUCUAAAUACUUUCAAGCUCUUCUUGAGCCAUCCAAAGAAAAAGAUUGCGAUCAAUUGGUAAAUGUUGAUCAACUGGGGAAGCAAAACAAGACAGGCAGCGAAGCAUCACAGGUUUUCUUUGGUAAUGGUUCCAAAAAUAACAAUUCUGAGGGCUGCAUAAUUAUUGAAAGGCCUCAAUCACAUGGCAUCCAGACACAGGGUCCUGGUGUUUCAUAUGUCAAGUCCCCUUCAUGUGAGGAGGAAGUUAUUCCCGAUGUUAGUGCCAGAGGAAAGUUGGUUACACCUGAAAUAAGUAGAGAGCUAAGCGACAGCCGUAACAGAGGUGAAAAGGAAAAGGAGGACGAGUCCUGUUGAGCUGUCUAUUUGAGGAGCAUUGAUAUCAUCAUUUUGUCAAGUUCACUUUUAAGUCAUCUAAGUUCUGACAUUUUUCCCAUUGAAUUUGUUUUGUAUGCUAGUAAGCACAAAACCCUUAAGUCCCUUUUUUGCUUCUUACAUGAUUAGACAUGUAUUACUACUAUAAGGAUGUAUGCUGUUUAUAUUUGCCGUUUAUAUUUACUAGUUAGCAUUAAAGGGAUAAAGAUGGAUUAUGGGUUUCCCGGAAAGUUGGCAUUGUGUUGAUGCUAGAAUAUUGACUCAAGGUAUUGAACAUUGAUACAGUUUCCCUUGAAGUAGACAGGGUGUUGGACUUUGGUAUGGAUGCAUGAUGUCCUUUUUGCAAACUUUAAUCUAGAUGUUCAUUAAUCAUUAUUUAGAUGUCUUUGUGCC
This is a messenger RNA of Trifolium pratense (red clover), 3740 nucleotides long. RefSeq lists its product as uncharacterized. Lineage: Eukaryota; Viridiplantae; Streptophyta; Magnoliopsida; Fabales; Fabaceae. The transcript has 7 exons. The record is from RefSeq and is a predicted model, not a curated record. Bases 2862 to 3329 code for a protein of 155 amino acids.